AUGACUUCGAAACUGCUUCCUGUUAUUGAGAAGGUUCCUCUCAAGUCGGGCUCUCAGGAUUAUGAGAACCUCCGAACAUCCAUCUUGGAAGAGUUUGCCAAUACAGUCCCACAAGAUUUACAUCUUCCAAAGGAUCUCAUCGACACUCCUCCCAGGAACGUAACCAAUAUCCCACGAACGUGCGGCAUCCUCACUGAACAAGAAAUCGAUAUCACCGAGAACUACGAUGCAACAGCACUUGCCGCAGCCAUCGCAUCCAAGAAGUUCUCAUCCGUGGCCGUCGUCACAGCGUUUGCUAAAAGAGCAAUCAUUGCGCAUCAGCUCACAUGCUGUUUGACGCAGUGGUUCAUGGAGAAGGCUGUUUUGACAGCUCAGCGCUAUGAUGACUAUCUCGAAAAGACGGGCAAAAUUGUUGGUCCUUUGCACGGCGUCCCGAUCAGUAUCAAAGAACAUAUGCCGAUUAAGGACCAGUGGUCCAAUGUUGGGUUUUUAAAUGCACGGGUUUUUGACAGGGACGAUUGCCAGAUGACGGAGAUUCUUCGCAAAGCUGGAGCCAUCUUCUACUGCAAGACGAACCAGCCUCAGGCUAUUAUGCAUCUCGAAACUACAUCGCCUUGGGGCCGAACGUUGAACCCACAUAACAUCAACCUUUCGUCAGGAGGUUCUACUGGAGGUGAGGCUGCACUUAUAGCUCUCCGGGGCUCGGUCUUGGGUGUUGGAACAGAUAUAGGUGGCAGCGUUCGUGGUCCAGCUGGGUUCUGCGGUAUCUACGGCUACAAGACCACUUCAUACAUGUUUCCUCAGAAAGGCUUUCUUCCUGCUGGGUUCGCGGCGGAGCUUAAUGUUCUUUGCUCGGCUGGACCUAUGUGCACUUCACUACGGGACGUUGAUCUGAUGAUGUCCAUCAUCUCAGGUUCCAAACCUUGGCUUAAGGAUCCACGACUUAUUCCCAUUCCUUGGACGGGCAAACUGGCCGAGAAGAAGCCUCUCAAGAUCGGCAUCAUGAUGAAUGAUGGUGUCAUCACUCCACAACCUCCAGUCACGAGAGCCCUCGAGUGGGCAGUCAGCGAACUACGCUCUAAAGGGUUCGAUAUCAAAACUUUCCAGCCCUGCGGAGCGAAGGACGCAAUGGAUGGUAUUCGUCGCGCAUACUGGCCCGACGGCGGUAAAGCGGUCAGAGAAGCUCUAGAAGCCAAACAAGAGCCAAUGCACGAUUUGACCCAGUGGAUUCUCAAAGACGCCGAAGGCCCAGGCUUAGACGCAGCGGGUAUUCUCAAACUUCGAUUAGCCCGCGAUGACUUCAGAUGUCGCUUCGCAGAGCAUUGGGAGGCCCAGGAUGUUGACUUUGUCAUAUGUCCAGUUUUCGUUGGGCCAGCAUGUUCGCAUGAAACAGCAUUCUACUGGAACUACACUGCGUUUUGGAACUAUGUAGACUAUCCUGGUAUUGUUAUUCCUACGCCUAUCAAGGCUGGUGCGAAGGGUAGCGAGGAUUAUCCUGCUGAUAGUGCACCAUUGAGUAAAGAUGAGGAACAUGUGAGGAAGUUAUGGGCUGAGGGGGAUUUUGAAGGUGCGCCGAUUAAUUUGCAGGUUGUGGGGAGGAAGUAUCAUGACAAUGAUCUUUUUGCGGCGGUUACCGAGAUUGACAAGGCGAUCAACUCUUCCUGA
This is a messenger RNA of Fusarium coffeatum, 1665 nucleotides long. RefSeq lists its product as uncharacterized. The transcript has a single exon. Bases 1 to 1665 code for a protein of 554 amino acids. The record is from RefSeq and is a predicted model, not a curated record. Lineage: Eukaryota; Fungi; Ascomycota; Sordariomycetes; Hypocreales; Nectriaceae.